AAAGAGCUCUUUUCGGUGUCCAACAGCAUCUGGCUUUCUGUUCUGUGUUAAGGGGGCAGAAAUCGCGUCACACGAAAUCAUCGUUUGAGCAAGUGAAAUGCAUUUGUUAACGGCCGAGUUGCGCUCAGCUGGAUUUCAAUGGAAACGAGAGCUCUCGCAGGGGGGCUGACAGACCGGUUAUCGCGCUCCAUCCGUGAUGACCGCAUUUCUUAAGGGCAGCGCUCGCUCUGGCUUCACGCGCACGCUCGCUCUCUCCCUUUUGAGUCGUUUGGUGAGAGCAGGACGUGCUGAUCCGUGACCGUUUUGCUAGACUGCUGAAAAAUACACAGAGAGAGAGAGAGACAGACAGAGAGAGAGAGAGAGAGAGAGAGAGAGAGAGAGAGAGAGAGAGAGAGAGAGAGAGAGAGCGGCGAAAAAGAGAAAAAAAAUCACAGUAUUGUCGGUGUGAAUCAUCCGGGAAUCCAUCUUUAAAACAGAACAGUGAAGACGUGCUCGUCACAGGGGCAUGUAAAAGCGCAAAGAGGCAACGGAGGAACCUCGGAAACGCGAGUUUCGGGGAAUUAUCGAAUCCGUGGCAUGAGCGUGGAGCAGGGCAGGUUUGAAGGAAUGAUACGAAAGGGAAACGGCACGAUGAGCGUCAUGAGCGGCAACGCGAACUCCGCCGUCACGCAGACUCCCGGUGGACGGAGCCGCGGAGACUCGCGCUACCCGCAGUACGCGCCCCAUCAGAGCGGUACCAUGAUGGUGAAAACCCAAAACGAGCCGGCGGACUUGGUCAAACGAGCCCUGGACUUCAAGACGCAGGGCACGCAGUGCUACAAGGAUAAAAAAUACCGCGAGGCCAUCGGCAAGUACCACCGCGCGCUGCUGGAAAUGAAGGGUCUGUGUCGCGUGCUGGGGGACCCUGACACCAGCAAGUCCCCCUCCACAGUCCUGACCAGCAUCAGCAAGUCCAGCCUGACAGACGAGCAGAAAGGCGCGGUGGAGAACGCGGAGCUGGAGUGCUACAACAGCCUGGCAGCAUGUCUGUUGCAGAUGGAGCUAGUGAAUUAUGAACGAGUGAAAGAGUACUGUCUGAAGGUUUUGAGAAAGGAAGGUGAGAAUUUUAAAGCCUUGUAUCGCUCUGGUGUGGCAUAUUAUCAUCUGGGAGACUUCAACAAAGCCCUGCACUACCUGAAGGAGUCACACAAACAGCAGCCCACAGACACGAACGUCAUCCGCUACAUCCAGCUCACGGAAAUGAAGAUUCGACGAAAUGCCCAGAGAGAGAAAUCAGAAGUUCCGUAAAAACAGCAGCUCCCGCUCGAACAGCUUUCCACCGCGGACACCCCACACUUCCCUCAUCGCACUCUCUGUGGACGAGGUUCGGCAUUUCACGGAAGACUUUAUUCCAGUGCGGGUCAACACACCUGUCUCAGUCCUGUCAGAAACAGUCUCUGGCUAAGACUGAAGAGCUGAAUCAGGUGUGCUGUGCCCUGCAGUACACUGUGGAGACCAGGGAUGGAGACCACCAGAGAAGUUAAUGGCAUUUAUUAUGCUUUUUGAAGUACGCUAGUGCUGUCAAAAUGUUUGCUUUAAUUCCUCGGUUGUAUUUUAGCUACAAACUAACAGACAGGUCUCUCGAAGUGGGUUGUGUUCUGAAGUUGUGCUCCACAGAACACCCUCAGAUCAUUUUGUGGCUGGUGAAACAUAGUUUACAUAUUCCUGCAGCUUUUUCGUUCGCGUAUUGUUUCCAGAUCAUGACAAAGAUGUCUUUUAUUAGAGAUUCUGAAUCAGUUUUGCUUGAAGCACACGAAGCUCCUUCAUUUGAAGUGCAGUUAAGUGUCACUACCAGUGAAAACGAUGCCAGUCAUAUACAACCUACUCUUCACUUAACACCCACAUUCAAAUCGCAGUUUGAAAGAUCUCACACGCACAGAGUGGGCUUAAGUGUACACUCACACACAUACACACACACACACUCGGUGGACACGAGUGUAAGCAUGUGAAUCAAGCACAGUCUGACACGCAUACAAAAGCAUGUGGGAGUAAAAUAAACUGUGGUAUUGUAAUAUGUA
This is a messenger RNA of Puntigrus tetrazona (Sumatra barb), 2057 nucleotides long. RefSeq names its product tetratricopeptide repeat protein 9A. Lineage: Eukaryota; Metazoa; Chordata; Actinopteri; Cypriniformes; Cyprinidae. The record is from RefSeq and is a predicted model, not a curated record. The transcript has 3 exons. Gene Ontology annotation, molecular function: protein binding. Bases 577 to 1287 code for a protein of 236 amino acids.